Heterocephalus glaber (naked mole-rat) is the source of this 744-nucleotide messenger RNA. RefSeq names its product signal sequence receptor subunit 4 (gene Ssr4). The record is from RefSeq and is a predicted model, not a curated record. NCBI's taxonomy places the organism in Eukaryota, Metazoa, Chordata, Mammalia, Rodentia, Bathyergidae. Gene Ontology annotation, cellular component: membrane; endoplasmic reticulum; endomembrane system.
UCCGGCUCCAGGAGGGGGACACGUCAGUGCCGCCGGUGACGUCACGAGUCCCGACCCGGCCCGCCGGCGUGCGAUUGGCCGCGGCGGGACUUACGCGUCGCCCUUCCUCGCCUGCGGCGCGUGUCCGGGAAACGCGCCCUCUUUUCCUUUGGCCAGGGAAGAGGCGAUGGCGACGACGGCAUCUCCCGGCGCCCUGGCGCUGCUCCUGCUGUGCGCCCUGUCUUGCUGCUCAGCAGAGGCCUGCGUGGAGCCCCAGAUCACCCCUUCCUACUACACCACUUCAGAUGCCGUCAUUUCCACUGAGACCGUCUUCAUCGUGGAGAUCUCGCUGAUGUGCAAGAACAGGGUCCAGCAGAACAUGGCCCUUUAUGCUGAUGUCAGUGGGAAGCAGUUCCCUGUCACCCGCGGCCAGGAUGUGGGCCGCUACCAGGUGUCCUGGAGCCUGGACCAUAAGAGCGCUCAUGCGGGCACUUACGAAGUCAGGUUCUUUGAUGAGGAGUCCUACAGCCUCCUGAGAAAGGCUCAGAGAAACAACGAGGACAUCUCCAUCAUCUCGCCGCUCUUCACAGUCAGCGUGGACCACCGGGGCACCUGGAACGGGCCCUGGGUCUCCACCGAGGUAUUGGCCGCCGUGAUCGGCCUCGUCACCUACUACCUGGCCUUCAGUGCCAAGAGCCACAUCCAGGCCUGAGGGAGGCAGGGCCUCCUUGGCUUCUUUUCUCAAUAAACAGUGUGUAGCUGUCA